GUGGCGGAGGCCAGCGCGGCCGAAGCGGCCACCGGAGCGGAGGCUGCGGCCCCCCCCUUGGGGGAGGAGGAUGCGGAUGAGGAUGAGGAGGGGAACCCAGACUUUCCCAUGGCCUCGCUGUAUGUGGGCGACCUGCACCCUGAGGUGACCGAGGCAAUGCUGUACGAGAAGUUCAGUCCAGCCGGGCCCAUCCUCUCCAUCCGCAUUUGCAGGGACAAGAUCACCCGCCGCUCAUUGGGCUAUGCGUAUGUCAACUAUCAGCAACCGGUGGAUGCCAAGCGGGCCCUGGAGACCCUGAACUUCGAUGUCAUAAAGGGCAGGCCAGUGCGCAUCAUGUGGUCCCAGAGGGACCCCUCGCUCCGCAAAAGCGGGGUGGGCAACGUCUUCAUCAAGAACCUGGGCAAGACCAUCGACAACAAGGCGCUGUACAACAUCUUCUCGGCGUUUGGCAACAUCCUCUCCUGCAAAGUGGCCUGCGACGAAAAGGGGCCCAAGGGCUACGGGUUCGUGCACUUCCAGAAGCAGGAGUCCGCGGAGCGGGCCAUCGAUGCGAUGAAUGGCAUGUUCCUCAACUACCGCAAAAUUUUCGUGGGGAGAUUCAAGUCGCAUAAAGAACGAGAGGCCGAAAGGGGAGCCUGGGCCAGGCAGUCCACCAGCGCUGACGUCAAGGAUUUCGAGGACGACACCGACGAGGAGGCCACCUUUCGAUGA
Messenger RNA from Propithecus coquereli (Coquerel's sifaka), 711 nucleotides. Its product is annotated as polyadenylate-binding protein 1-like 2. The coding region runs from base 109 to 711 and encodes 200 amino acids. The transcript is spliced from 2 exons. Gene Ontology annotation, cellular component: nucleus; cytoplasmic stress granule; cytosol. The record is from RefSeq and is a predicted model, not a curated record. Lineage: Eukaryota; Metazoa; Chordata; Mammalia; Primates; Indriidae. Gene Ontology annotation, molecular function: poly(U) RNA binding; poly(A) binding; mRNA 3'-UTR binding.